CACACACACACACACAGAGAGCGCAAAAGAUCUCGUGCAUUUAAGUUACUCACCCUAUAACUAUUUAUUCAUUGCAAAACAAGUAGUUUUAGAAUAAAUGACGUUUUAUUCCAAGAAACUUAAAAAUCAACUUUACAUUUUAUUCUCAAAUGAUUUAUUUUUUUUAAUAAAAAUAAUAACAGUAUUUAAGGGUUUCUAAGGAAUAUUUGUGGUAGAAGAUUAAUAAAAAGAGUCUUCAGUGCUCGUGCUCCAGUAAGCUCCAGUUGCACUGCUGAAAUCCCAGUUCAGUUCAGUUCAGUUCCCACAAUGCCGGCGCUGUAUCGGACAAUCCUGCUGCUCUCAGUCAGUAUGGCUUCACUGGUGGCCCAGAGGUCUGUAAGGAGUAAGAGAGGUCUACUGGAGCUGGCUAGCAUCAUCAAAUGCUCCACAGGCAGGUCGGCAUUAUCCUACCUCAUGUAUGGCUGCUAUUGUGGCCUCGGAGGGAAAGGCUGGCCCAGAGACAGGGCAGACUGGUGUUGCCACAAGCACGACUGCUGCUACGGAGAUGCAGAAAUCGCAGGCUGUCACACAGUGACUGACAAGUAUCGAUGGACUUGUGAAGACAAAGAGGCUGACUGUGGUGUACAGACGUAUCAAAGUGGACGGUGGGUGAACGCUGAUUCCCUUAAAGACAGAUGUGAGAAAAUCCUCUGUAAGUGUGACAGAGAAGCAGGCAGAUGCCUAAGAAAAGCCCCUUACAACAAGAAAUAUGCCUUUUGGCCAGACUUUAUGUGUGGCUGUUUAUAUCCUACCUGCAAUAUAUACUAAUUUUGUGUAUUUAGUCUAUGUAUCUGGGUGCUAUUAAAUAAACAUGUGUUAUUGAUGCAUACUGAUGUUGUUUUCAUAAUUAUCAUUAUUUUUAGCCAUACAUAUAAUCAGAAUUGUCUUUGGAUGGUUUAAUGCAUCAGAGACCAUUUGUUAUGUACAGAUAAGUGACCGAUUAAAGGAAUAUAUGAUGGCUCUGUCAUACUGGGUGUUAACAAAGCAUCGAUCCCAAUAACUGUAUAUAUGAGUGGACAUUUAUAUUUAUGGAGGUCAUUUUGAAAAACUGCUACCAUCGCUGCUCUUUCUAUCCUGCUGUUGCUUUUUCAUCAGUACGUUGUCCAUAUGAUUGUAGACGUGUUCUUCUAUGCUUCACUUGUUCUGUCACUGGAGUUCAAACAAGUGACUAGCUAAUCUUACAGUUUUAGCUGUCUUGCUUUGUCAUUUCUCACUAGUAAAAAUAUAUAAAAAUAAAGACCUAUGGUAGAUGAGCAACAUAUCAGAAAAACUGAAAAUAACUGCAAACCGUGAGACUUCUCUGUUCUCUGGCUCUGUUUACAGCUGAAAAAAGGCAUUUGCUUUGCUACAGAACUGCUAGGAGAUAACUCCCAUAAAAUGUUUCAUUCUAAGAAGGAAGAUGUCAAGGCCUACAACUGAAUGUGUAAAAAUGACACCACAAUUCUCAAACUGAAAUUAUCGGUGGAGUUUUUAACAUUUUAUAGUGGAAGUUUGGGUCCUUUCCCAAUCACCAACGUGAAAAUGGGCGGGGUUAAAAAUUGUACUGCAGUCAGCCACUAGGGGGCAUCAGAGACAUUCUGGCUUUGCUUUUAAAUCCGUGUUGCAGUAUGAUGUCCACCCAUAAUGUAUAUAAAAUAUACUGUUACUGUUCCUUCCACAGAGCAGGAAGGAUCACUGAAUGAUGUAAAUCACAGGAUAGAUAGAUAGAUAGAUAGAUAGAUAGAUAGAUAGAUAGAUAGAUAGAUAGAUAGAUAGAUAGAUAGAUAGAUAGAUAGAUAGGGAUAGAUGUCUCUGGGGGUUUAGAAGAAUCCCAGAGAAACAGGAUGAUUCCCACUGUAAUUUUCCACUAUGAAAUAACUAAAUAGACCUGCACCCAAGCUUUUGAUGAAGAAUAUACAUCUCUGAUUUUAUAUGUAUUAUUUUCAUUCCUUAAUUCAGAGAUUUCUCUUGGAUGCAACGUGCAUGCCUUUGAAAUCUUUCAGUUAAUAUUGUGAAUUAUAUCCGGUUAAUUUUCUAUAGCGGUUAUCCUACAGAGGAUCCCCGUGGACCUGGAGUCUGGACUCAGGGCACAAGGUAGAGGACACCCUGGACAUUGCACACACACAUUCACACACUACAGACAAUUUAGAGAUUCCAAUUAGCUAACAAUGUCUUUUGACUGGAGGAGGAAACCCCAAGGAAGUACACAUAUUUGCAUAAACGUGCAAUCUCAUGUUUACACAUAUUAAUCUUGAAAAUGUUUCAAGAAUGUGUUUCUUAAACAUCCAUCCAUCCAUCCACCCAUCCAUUGUCUAUACCCACUUUAUUCCUAAUUAGGGUCACGGGGAUCUGCUGGAGCCUAUCCCAGCACACAUUGGGAGAAAGGCAGGGGUACACCCUGGACAGGUCACCAGUCCAUCACAGGGUCACAUAUAGACAGACAACCACACACACACUCACACUCCUUUGGGCAAUUUAGAAUUUCCAAUCCACCUAAUGUACAUGUUUUUGGACUGUGGGAGGAAACCGGAGUACCCAGAGUUGUUUCUUAAACAUAACCAUUUCAAUUUAGUAAAAAAAAACCCCAUUUAGCUUUGAACCAAUCAGCAUUCAGUGUUUAGUGUGACUGCUGUACUAGGAUAUUCACUAGACUCCAGGAUAGAAGUGAAUCCUACAACAAAGUGAAUAAAUUUGUAUUUGUUUAGAUUUAUUAUUUAUCUGUAUUCACAAAUUUCUAACCGUAUAUAUUCUGACUCUUUAUAUCUACACUCAGGGAC
Molecule: messenger RNA, 2795 nt
Organism: Hemibagrus wyckioides
Lineage: Eukaryota; Metazoa; Chordata; Actinopteri; Siluriformes; Bagridae
Gene: pla2g10
Product: phospholipase A2 group X
Exons: 5
Coding region: 307-807 (166 amino acids)
Biological process (GO): lipid catabolic process; arachidonate secretion; phospholipid metabolic process
Molecular function (GO): calcium ion binding; phospholipid binding
Source: RefSeq, a predicted model, not a curated record